AUGGUUUGUCGCAAUCUAUUUUCAUUUAUUGUGUGUUCUGUUUUAAUAAGUUCAUCAGUGUCGGCCACCAGGAUAAUAAAAGAAUCACACGUGAAUGCUCGCUUGAAGAGAGUAAGUCCAGAAAAUACUGCUGUGUACGGUUCUCGCACGCAGGACCGGAGGGACUCGUCCGCGGACAGCCAACAGUUCUUGCCGGCGUUCGGGCCGCUGUUCGGUCAACUCGGCCACCGCUCCCGUCCGCCCCGGCUGUACCAGGAGGCCGACUACCUGCCCGAACUGACGCCGUACUUGCAGACGGCCGCGGCGUCCAACCAAGAGACCGCCAUGCUUGGUUCCGGCAACUUCGGUGUCAUACCCGGUGGCACGUACUACGCGGCCGGCGAAACAGCGUCCGCGUCCGACCCGUACCUGUACGACGGCAACAGUCAUGGACGACCGCACCGGUACGUUCAGGGGCACCGAAUAAAUGGCAAUAGGUUUUCCGGAAAUCCUAGACCAUCAGCAUUCCGUGACCCAGAUGACUUCUUUGCAGGGUUCCGAGACUUUGCGGAUAUCACAGCUCCGACCAAGUCAUCAUUCUCACAAUACCAUAUGGUAUAUGCUCCAAUGGAAGAUUUACCGUCCAGUGAAGAAAAGGUCAAGUCGAAAAAGAAGAGAAAGUUAAACAAACAUUUAGAGAAUGAAAAUGAUAAAACAAUUAAAGCUAAAAGAAAAAUGCACAUGGGUGAAAAGGAAUUAUACGAACCAAUGAUUGCGCUAAGUUAG
This is a messenger RNA of Macrosiphum euphorbiae (potato aphid), 765 nucleotides long. The record is from the annotation of a GenBank genome assembly. NCBI's taxonomy places the organism in Eukaryota, Metazoa, Arthropoda, Insecta, Hemiptera, Aphididae.